CGCAUACUUUACCCAGCCACACAAGAUGUAUUAUUUUAGUAUGAAGUCACGUUGCUGUUAGAAGCAAUGGCUGUCGACAAAGCUAAUAAUAAUAUGGUACAUUUCCUUCGUAGCGCAGAGCUACUGAAACAGGGCGCUGAAGCCCGUGUGUACAGGGGAGAAUUCUUAGGGAAACCGACCAUAGUGAAGGAAAGGUUCCCAAAGUUGUACCGGCAUCCGGCCCUUGAUGAGAAGCUUACGCACCGCAGAACUGUUCAAGAGGUGCGCUCAAUUCUUCGCUGCAGAAAAGCUGGUAUCUCUGCUCCUGUUGUUUAUUUUGUUGAUUAUACGUCCCAUUGCAUCUUCUUGGAGGACAUUGUGGGAUCAGUCACUGUGAGGGACUACAUUAUCUCUGCCAACAUCUCAGAAGCGAAGCAUCUUGAAGUCCUCGCUCAGAAGAUUGGGGAGAUUCUGGCUAAAAUGCAUGAUGAAGACCUGAUUCACGGCGACCUGACCACCUCCAACAUGCUGCUGAAGCAAGGAUCUGGAAGCGCGGUGGCAGAUUUGGUUUUAAUCGACUUCGGCUUGAGUUACAUUUCCGCCUUGCCCGAGGACAAGGGUGUCGAUCUCUAUGUUCUGGAGAAGGCUUUCCUGAGUACUCACCCCAACACAGAGGCCCUGUUUGAAACAUUACUUGAGAGUUACAGUGCUUCUUCCAAAAAAUCUCAGACUGUCAUCAAGAAACUGGACGAAGUGAGAUUGAGGGGAAGAAAGAGAUCUAUGGUUGGCUAGGGAUUUGAAAGACCCUUUACAGACCCAUACGAUAUGUGCUUAUAAGAGCGGUUAUGUAAAUAAAAAAUACUUUGCAACUG
Messenger RNA from Conger conger (European conger), 851 nucleotides. It is a transcript of the gene tp53rk, whose product is annotated as TP53 regulating kinase. The record is from RefSeq and is a predicted model, not a curated record. The coding region runs from base 67 to 771 and encodes 234 amino acids. Lineage: Eukaryota; Metazoa; Chordata; Actinopteri; Anguilliformes; Congridae. Gene Ontology annotation, biological process: protein phosphorylation. Gene Ontology annotation, cellular component: cytosol; EKC/KEOPS complex; nucleus. Gene Ontology annotation, molecular function: protein serine/threonine kinase activity; ATP binding. The transcript is spliced from 2 exons.